GAGCGCUGUGGCCAUUUAAUGAGCAUGCGUGACACUUAGAAAACCCGAACACCCUUCUGGAUACCGUUCGUCUUCACCGGCCGUGUCAGGAUGGAGGAAGCAGAACUAUUAAAGGAGCGACUUCAAGCUAUUACGAAUAAGAAAAAAAUCCAAGAGGAAAUUGCCCACAAACGGCUUGAAAUUGACAGAGAGAAACUGAAGCUUCAGCAUGUUAAGAAAAGGUCCACGAGAGAUCUGUGGCUCAUGGAUGGGAUGAACAGCAAUAAUCCACUGGAAACACAAAAAGCUCUUGAAGAUGCCCAACAAACAAAACACCUCAAGAGUAAUAUAUAUCAGAUAGAGAAAGAGAUUGAAGCAUUGGAGAGAGAGGAAAUGAACAUCUCAACAAAUGAGGGGCUGAUUCUAAAGAGGCUAAAAGCAAUUGAAAAAUCUCCAGAGGACAUCAUUAAGGCAGUGAAUGCAGAUUUCAUAUCAGACCCGAUAUAUAUAAAUUCAACAAUUCCAAAUAUGAUAAAGCCCAGCACAACUCUAUUAAAUCAGAGGAAGAAACAAGACCUGGAAACUGAAGCAAAAAAGGAUCAAGCCAAACCUGCUUUGUUUGCCAUGGAAAUUAAUGUUCAGAAAGACUUGCGCACAGGUGAAAGCCAAGUGCUGUCCACCUCCGCCAUUUCUCCCCAAGAACUCCAGCAGAGAGGCAUCAAAGUCUACGACGAUGGCCGUAAGUCAGUCUACGCCUUACGCACGGACGGUGACCAGCCAGGUGCGAACGGAGUGGAUGAACUCAGUCCCGUGGAGGUUGAGGAGCUGCUGAGACAGGCCUCUGAGAAAAAGAAGAGGUCCAAUCAGGUUCAAAUGGACCCUUCUUAUCCCUACAACACCUCCCAUGAACCACAAUUAGACAUAGAGAGCCACAAAACCAACGGACACCAAGAUCCCUACAGCAUCGACCUAUCUGCAUGGCCCGAGCUUGUAUACAAUGAUGGUAUUCACUAUCCGGUAGACGUGGGUCAUAGACUUCCACUCCUUCCAAUGCCUGAUUAUAAUGACAGACCAGACGAAUACUAUCAAAACGGCAAUGGGAACUACAGCCGUGAGCUAUAUAGCGGGGAAAGACACGCACACGGACAAUAUCGCAGCCGGGGAACACAGCAUUUGGAUUGUGACAUCAGAAACCACAGCUUGUGCUCGGCCUACUCUGAGGACUCCAAAGUGAGUAUCCUGAAUGCCAUGCCAUCAGAUGAGCCAGUCACCAUGAUCUUUAUGGGCUACCAGAAUGCCGAAGAUGACAGCCAGAGCUAUGAGGGCUCGGUUCGGGCAGAGCUGGUAAUCGUUGGAGAUGGUGAAGAUGACACAAGCAAGAGCUUCCACUCUCAUCAGAGCUCCAACGCCAACAACGCCUUUUCCUACUCUGCCGGAAGGAAAGGCAAAAGAGAGGGUAUUGAGGACCCAUCAACUACAGGUACCCGUAAGAUUAAAAAAGUCAAAGAGAGACACAAGCCCUGCUGUGUGCUGAUGUAGUUGCACUAACACUCUAUCAGCUCUUCUAUGAUGCAGCUUCUCACCAGACUGACUUUCCUCACUCUGCAUGCUGGACACUGCUGUGGUUUUCCGUUUUUCAGUGUCUUAAAUCAUCCUUCAUGUUGUCAUUUGCUUAUGUUGUCUGACAGAGUUUGUAAAAAAACACCUUGUCGCACAUGUGUAGCUUUAGAGCAGGGGUCUUCAACUGCAGGGGGUCCAUCAAUUAUCAUUAAAUCUCAAAUAUUUAUUUUUUUAUGAAAAUGUGUUGGACAAAUAAAUCGAUAAUAAGUUAACUAAAAACAAAUCUGGUCUUCUUAAUACACAACAGUUUAAAAGUUUGGGGUCGGUAAGUGUUUUUUUAAUGUUUUUAAGGAAGUCCUUAAAAUCACAGAAGAUUUAUUUGAUCAAAAAUACAGUAAAACCAGUAAUAUGAAAUAUGUGUAAAAAAAAUUCAAUUCAAAAUAACUUUCUAUUUUAAUACGUUUUAAAAUGUAAUUUAUUCCUCUAAUGGUAAAGCUGAAUUUUCAGCAUCAGCUCUCGUUCCCUCUCAAGGAACUGGGGUUAUAUUAAUAACCUAGACACUCCCUUUUGAGGGAACUCACUGCUGUGUCAUAACAUUGACGCUAUGGGAACGUUAAUACCCACUUUGCCCUGCACCUGCUUCAAUAAGCUGUGAAGAUAUGCACAAUCAUAGAGCUAGUGUCAAUAACUCAAGCGAUUUACACCGGAAUUGAAUAUGUCAAAGUCUGUUCUGGCGCAUAACCAUGACAUGCAAUGCCCUUAAUACCUAGAAGAGACAGUCUCAGGUAGUGACGUUCCCGAAAUUCUAUAUUCUAACUAACCUGGUAAAUUCCAUAAUAGCCCAACAAUGGAUGAGAUAAAACCUGAUUUAGCCUAUAAACACCACCUUUUCUAGCAAAAUAGAAAAAUAUUGUCAUAUAUAAAACAAAAAAAAACUUUAAAAAAAAGUAAUAAAACAAGUUAAUCAGUAAAUAGCAAGUUAAUAAUCAAAUAAGUUAGCCCCGCCCCCUCACGAUAAUAUUGUGUAUUGCCGAUCUCACCACUUUUGAACGGACGUGUAUGUCAUUGUACCUCCCAUAUUAAGAUUACAUUUGCAUUUCAAUUUCACCUAAUACACUUAAUAUGUAAUUCUGAUCAUUUUAGUGAAUUUGCAAUGUAAACAUAAGUAUGUAAAUGCAUUCCUGUGCAGUAUACAUUUAUUAAUGGUCAUCAUUAAUGGUCAAUCUUAAAAUACCUCAAUUAAAUGAUAUGCAAAAUGUGUCGCUAUUCAUCAAGGGCUCCUUGAAAAAAAAAGACCCCGAUUUAGAGCUAUACCUCCCUCUAACGGCGAAAGGGCAGAAAUGCACUUCUCUUUCAAAAUAAAAUAUGCAAUAACUCUUUUUUGUUUUCACCUGCCAAACUUUCUAUGCUUCAAACUUUCUACUUUCUAUAUUUUUUCAUAUUUUGCUUAUAAUUUCCUCCCUGUGUUUUUGCCGCUUGCAACUAUAAGCAUGAAAGUAUUCCAUCUGUUGUGACUUGAACAGGCAUGCGUGCUUUCAUGGAUUGUGUUUCUUUUCUGUCAUGCAUCCUUUCUAAUGCUUUGACAUUAAGUGUAUGAGAGUGUAAAAAGAGUGAGAGAUUAAUAUUUGUAAUAAAACUGAUUGAAUGAGUCUU
Pimephales promelas (fathead minnow) is the source of this 3192-nucleotide messenger RNA. NCBI's taxonomy places the organism in Eukaryota, Metazoa, Chordata, Actinopteri, Cypriniformes, Leuciscidae. The record is from RefSeq and is a predicted model, not a curated record.